Molecule: messenger RNA, 1853 nt
Organism: Lingula anatina
Lineage: Eukaryota; Metazoa; Brachiopoda; Lingulata; Lingulida; Lingulidae
Biological process (GO): proteolysis
Molecular function (GO): serine-type peptidase activity
Source: RefSeq, a predicted model, not a curated record
GCGGAGUGUACUAGUUGGCAGACGAUAUUCUCAAAAGGUGUCGUAGGGUGACUCAUUCAUUCCUGUCAGUGCGUUUAAAUGGAGGGUCACCUCUUUCGGUUGACAGUCAUUAACGUGUUGCUUCAAGCGUUCCCAUAGCCCCAUUAUCAUAACACGAGUGUCGUCUGCUGCUAAAUUUAGCCUGAGCUAUAUCUGAACUUGCGUGGGACCGACGUGGUUUUAUAACACGGUGGAGAAGACCAAGCAAAGGAAUUUACUCUCCGACUUUUUAGGACAAUCCGUACAAAAAAGAAGAAAAGGUUGUCUUAUUAUCAAGAGGGAUAUCUGAUAAUUGAAUUGGCUCUAUUCCGACACAGAUCCUCCUAAACAAGACGUGCACAAUGUCCUAUUAUGACCGAACUCCUCGAGGGGGUGUACGGCGCUUCGCACCCCCUGCCAGCGGUGGCUCCCCCUUUCCGUGGGCGCACGAUCACUCCCCAGAGAGGGCGCCAGUGGUGAGAGAUUUAAACGACGGUGCGAUACCUGUGCCCGAACUCACGGGACCUCUUCACAUUAGGUCUUCCAACGGUCUCAGCACAGAAAGGAUCCCAACUCACGUCCCUCCACGUGACAUGCCGCAUGCGCAUUUAACCCGGAAGUCAACUUACGUUCAAGAGGACGCAAAACUAGAGGGUGCCACAUUUUACGGUGUAGAUGAUAACGAGUAUAAAAAGCUGAAUAAUUCUGCAAUGAUGUUUCAAGGUUUCUUGCCAGAGAGUAUAGUACAAGGAGACGAAAGAAUACACAUUACUCCCUGUACUUCACAGCCGUAUAGAUGGGUUUGCUACCUCGUGAUGACGGCCAGUGACGGGAAGAAAUUCGCCGGUACAGGUGCCUUCACAUCCAUGAUUUCGGGGAAAGGAGGUCUCAUUCUCACCGCCGGACACAACCUCUACAUGCACACCCACGGGGGCUACGUGAAAUACCUGGACAUCUACCCGGGCCUGGACGGUCGCAGCGCCCCCCUGGGGGCCUACAGAGUCUACCCGACUCACUUCCGGGUGUCGCAAAAUUACGUCAAUAAUAAAAUCGCAUCAGAAGAUUAUGGAGCAAUUUUGCUGCCCGCUAGUUACGUUGAUUACAAUCAGGAUGAGUUUGGUUUUGGGUAUAGUAUAAUUGAUGACGUCAACUUACUUAAUCAGGUGACCUCGCUUGCCGGUUACCCGAACGAUAAGCCAAUUGGGUCUCUGCACUUGGGCGGUGGGCGUGUCCAAGCUGUGAGUGACAGGCGUAUAUUCUAUGACACUGAUACGGCCAAGGGGCAGAGCGGAAGCCCCGUCUGGAUGUGGAAUCGUCACCAUUUUGUUUUGGUGGGGAUACAUUUGAAGGGUGUCCCUGAGGAAGGGGGUUAUAACUCAGCUAGACGUAUCACUAAAGACCUCGUAGCGCAGGUACAGCAGUGGACGCGGGAAAUUAAGCAGUAAUGAGUUUAGGUAUAUCAUGUUACUGAAGGUAAUAAGUAAGACCUGCUAAUUAGUCAACGAAGGAUUGUUUUGACCAGUAAAGGCACUUCCACGAAGUAUUAUUAUUUAUCAAACGUACAUAAAAUUCAAGUUUUUCAAGUCAUAGUGCAAUACAAGGCCUGCUGCUUGAUAAAAAGACCUUUAUGUAGUUCUUGCACCACACACAGUAUUUUCACAAAACAAAGCUAUUGCUUUUAAAUUGCAGUUGAUGCAAAAAAAUCUUUUUUUCAGUUAUUUCUCUCUCUUUUCAACUCUUAUCCAGUCACCGUUUUUUAAAAUAAUGUAAAUAUAAAAACUGAUCUUCAAUAAAGUAUUCUCACUGGUUCAAUAAAAAGUUUUUUAAAAAGAAAA